AGUAGCGAGUCUCUACAGUGCAAUAUGCUUAUCCGAUCAAUGACAUCGUAGCUCAGAGGAACUAGUGUAGAAGGUUUUAAUCAUUUCUUCAGCAUGUGGUAAAAGGAUGGAGAAGCUCUAAUGGGGGUUUCCUCACCUCUGUCUGAUGUAAAGACUUUAAGUGGUCUGGAGACUGAUUUAAACACAUCCACAGAAUGUCUGUUGGCUCACGAUGGGAUACAAAUACUGCUGCAAAGUGGCUUCAUGCACCAGGACAACAUCAAGCAGUUCAUCAGUGAGAGCUUCCUAACAGUCAAAGGUGCCGCCCUUUUCCUUCCACGUGGGAAUGGCUCCUCUGCUGCCUCUUCCUGCUCGUCCAGAAUCACAGCACAGCGCAGCAAACAUGCAGGGGACCUUCAGCAGCACCUGCAGACCAUGUUCACUCUAUUGCGGCCCGAGGAUAACAUCCGCUUGGCCGUGCGGUUGGAGAGCACCUUCCCCCAGUGCACCCGCUACAUGGUGGUGGUCUCCACUAAUGGCAGGCAGGACACAGAAGAGAGUGUGGUGCUGGGAAUGGACUUCAGCCCCUCUGACAGUUCCUGUUCCAUAGGCAUGGUGCUUCCUUUGUGGAGUGACACACGGAUCCAUCUGGAUGGUGACGGGGGCUUCAGUGUGUCUACAGAUAACAAAAUACACAUAUUCAAGCCGGUUUCAGUCCAAGCCAUGUGGUCUGCUCUGCAGUCUCUUCAUAAGGCCUGUGAAGUGGCCCGCUGUCAUAACUACUUCCCAGGCAGCCUCUUCCUGACCUGGGUGAGUUACUACCAGAGCCGGGUGUCCUCAGAUCAGGCCCGCAUCAACGAGUGGAACGCCAUGCAGGACGUGCAGUCCCACCGUGCGGACUCACCUGUGCUCUUCUCUGAUGUGCCAACUGAGCGGGAAAGAACAGAGAGAUUCAUCAAGACUCGAUUAAGAGAGAUCAUGAUGCUAAAGGACCUUGAAAAUGUCACCUCAAAAGAUAUCCGCACAGAGCUGGAGAUGCAGAUGGUGUGUAACCUUCGGGAGUUCAAGGAGUACAUCGAUAAUGAGAUGAUCGUCAUCUUGGGGCAGAUGGACAGGCCCACAAAGAUUUUUGAGCAUGUUUACUUGGGUUCUGAAUGGAAUGCAUCAAAUCUGGAAGAACUGCAAAACACCGGGGUGCAAUAUAUCCUUAAUGUGACGCGGGAGAUCGAUAACUUCUUUCCAGGGCUAUUUGAAUACCACAACAUCCGGGUUUACGAUGAAGAAGCCACAGACUUGCUGGCUUACUGGAAUGACACUUACAAGUUCAUUUCUAGGGCCAAAAAAGCCGGGGCGAAGUGUCUUGUGCACUGCAAGAUGGGUGUUAGUCGUUCGGCCUCCACUGUCAUCGCAUACGCCAUGAAGGAGUACGGCUGGGACAUGGAGCAGGCCUUUGAGUAUGUAAAAGAGCGGCGAGCAGUCACCAAACCCAACCCAUCAUUCAUGAGACAGCUGGUGGAGUACCAGGGAAUACUGAUAGCAAGCAAACAGAGACACAAUAAGUUGUGGCGUUCCCACUCAGAUAGUGAUCUUUCGGAGCGACUCGAGCCACUCUGUAAAGCUACCGCCGCACAGUCUCUAGGGCGGUCCAGUUCCCGUAAUCAGACCUUCGGCCAGACUUCACCCUCAAUACAGGAGCUAUUGCAAACUCUCACCCCUUCCUCAGCUACUGCUACUGGAUCAAACGGACCGGUGGAACCCAACACAACACGCUGGUCAGAUAGCCACAUUCACAACGGAACCAUCCAUGAACCCACAGAGAUGCCUUCCUUCCCCAGGCCCAGGGCUGCUACUGUUGUCCCAGAAGCCAGACCUGAUAUCACCUCUGUGACUGUUACUGAGACGGUCCCACUAGGACGUCCUCAUCCGCCCCCGGCUGUACUUCACCCACCCUCGUCCCCCAAGCUUCUCUCAGAUGCAAAGGCCAAGCAAGGCCUGCCUGAGGUGUCCAAUCUUGUGCCUUUGGAGAAGUCUAGUCCAAAGGUGCACUCAUCUGUGAACAUUAGGACUCCUGAGCCAUGCACACAGGCCCCAGACUCCUACGGGCUCCAGGAUCUCAGCCAGCAAGUGCCUAACGCGGAGACAGACUGUGCGGGGUUAAGUCACAGCAGUGAUGAGGACCACCACCCCAGUGCCACAUUACAAAGGGCUGAGCUCGCGCUCACGCCUCCCUCCACUCUAAGCACAGAUCGCAUUGACUUCUUCAGUGCCAGAGAGAAGUUCCAGGGCCUUUCUCAAGAGAUUCGCGGGACUGACCAGGUGGUAGGGCAGGCACCUCGGGACAAAAGUCCAAGCGUAGAGACCAAACGGCUGCUUCCCGACAACCCCAUCAAAGAGGAGGAACAGAAAAAGGAGAGCUGCAGUGUCUCAGUCCAUAGCAAACUGUCCGGAGCGGAGCCCACAUGGCACAAUGUAACCCCUUCCCCCCCUCCAACCAGUCAACCUGUUUCCAGUAGCAGCAGUGAGGAAGAGGAGCUUGCUCAAGUCAUGUCAGCCGAAGCUGAAAUGGAGAAGGUGGAGCAUGGGAAAGACUGGCCAAAGGGCACUGUGUGGCGAGCUACCCGGGAGCUGGAGCAAAAGAUCAAGCAGGAGGUCUCGUCGGCAGCACUGGUGUCCUCGGCUCCCACGUGUCCCUUGCGACGCUCCCCCGUCAACACCAGCAGCAUAGAGAAAACUGAGGAGACCUCAUCCCACACACACCUCACACUCGAUCCAAGCACUGUGUCAACACGCCAUCACCAGCCUCAGCACCACGAGGUGGAGAGAGACCAGAGUUUUUCAUUUGAAGAGGGAAGUGAAAGCGAGAGACGACUCAGGGAAGGAGAGCACAGGAUCACCGGCCUCACACACUCGAGACAAAGCCAUUCGCACUCGUCCAGUUGCUCUCCGCCUCUGGUUCUCCAGCUCGAGGGCAUCACAGAGCAGGAGAGUUACACCGACUCCCGCUGUCCGAAGGACAUGAGGGAAACCUGGGAGACCCUGAAAGAGCUCGGGGCAUUUCUCUGGCAGGUGAGCAACUGCUCAGACAGAAGGCUCAGCCAACCAUGGUCUAGGAGGGAGCAAAGGAAGGGCCGGGCUGCCCGAGAGAGGACCAAAGAGGUGGAGGCUCGGAUCCGGCAGGCUGGACUGACCCCACCCUCAAUGAUGAAGCGUUCAGCCUCGUUGGCCAAGCUUGGGUCGCUGGAGCUCUCGCCUGUUGACCUGAGCGAGCUUGACUUAAGUCCUGCCUUACUCUCUGCUCCCACCAAUAAGCCUCGGCCCCAUUCAUAUAGUGACGAUACCUCAAAAAAGCAGCGCGUUUUACCCCACUGCACUCCUGCUCCUGUCCUCUCCUCUUCUGCCUCUCCUGUUUCUUCCACUGGAUCUCCUAUGCUUGGACAUGCAGAAAAUGAUGACACGACUGAAGAGGCGGAAUAUAGUGACAAUGAUGUCAUGCCCAUGCCACUGCCACACUCCCUGCCCUCCAAUCAGUGUUGGAGGGGGGAAAAUGCACAGGAGGAGGCAGGAUGUGCCCCGUUACCUGCUUCUACCUUGAUACCUGUGGCAACACGCCAACAAUAUGGGAGGACCCAUCCCCUGCGGAGACUGAAGAAACGGACCGUUAACCCUUACCACACUAUGUGACUUUUAUUCUGUGUGUGUGAGAAUCUGUGUGUUUGUGCCUGCCAGUGUGAGUUUGUGAUUAAAGGGAUAGCUCACUCAAAGACAAAAGUUCUGUCAUCAUUUAGUCACACUGAUAUCAGUCCAGAUCCUGUAUGUCUUCUCUGAAAGAUGUUGUGGGGGGUUUCCUCAAGUGUUUCCAAACCCUGUUCUGUCUUUGCUUUUUGUUCAGUCGAAUACAAAAGAAGAUAUUUUGAGAAAUGUUAGAAACCUGUGACUAUUGACUUUCAUAGUUGGGAAAACAAAUACUAAGGAAGUCUAUGGCUACAAGUAUCUCUAAAUUUUUCAAAGUAACUAUUAAGAGUAAGAAUUUUUGGAUUUCAGUGAACUACCCCUUUAAGAUGAGCCCAGAUGAUUCGAGCAUGAUCAUUUUUGGGUGAAUUAUCUGUUCAACUUGCCACGCAUACCUCAGUGGGCCUUAUCCAACCGCAAAUCAAACAGCGUGGACAUUAUAGAGCACAAUGUGAUUUUGAAUGUUUAUAGCUGGGAUUGAUGGCCCAAUAAACUGAAAUCGUGGAAUCCGACCCAUCAUUUGAGUAGAAAAAUAUCACUGCUCUGGAAGAACAACAAAGUGCGUUGACUGAUGUAUUUUUUGCACAGUGUCUAUCAGGUCGUUCUUUGCAUACUGUGGUAAUACAGUACAUUACCAUUUCAUCCUUUACCUGUCAAGUCUAUGAACGAAAACCACAAUGUUCUCUGCUGGAUUCUGGAGGUGUGUGUGUGUGUGAGUGUGAGUGUGAGUGUGUGUGUGCGCGUGCGCGCAUGUGUGUGUGUGUGUGUGCUGGAGGUUUAAGGAAAGCCAAUGGUGAGCGUGCUUGAAUUCAUUCAGAAAUGAAUGACAUGUAAUAGUGAGUGUAAAAUUAGUACAGAUAUGAGAUUAUUAUGUGUGUGCAUGUUGGUUUAAUGAGAAUGGGAUCAGUUCUGUGGUACUCGUAGAAUGUAGAGUUUAUGGGCCUACAGUAAGUGUGCAUAUGUAUAUUUUGUGGACGUGUAUGAUAUGUAUACUUUAACAUGGGCGUGUGUGCAGUUUCUGUCUGUUUUCGACUUCAGUGCAGUUUCUUCAUUCAGCAUUUUCUGUUUUGUUAAAAAAAGACAACAAAAGAGACGAGGGGGAUUUUAAUAUGCACUUUUUAUUAUUGUUUUACAUUUUUUAAACAGUGGUUUGUAUUCUGGACGCAUGCUCACAGAGUAUGUAUUUAGAGUUGCUUGUAAGGGUGUUUGUUGUACAGUGCAAAAAAGACAGAAAGACAAGUGAAAUGUGUCUUUGUUGUAAGACUGGAAAUUUUGUUUCUUUUUAUUGUGCUUAAACUGUGACAAUUAAAGAAAAUUCCAAAUGCACAA
Messenger RNA from Danio aesculapii, 5037 nucleotides. It is a transcript of the gene ssh2b, whose product is annotated as slingshot protein phosphatase 2b. Gene Ontology annotation, cellular component: cytoplasm. The transcript has 14 exons. Gene Ontology annotation, molecular function: protein tyrosine/serine/threonine phosphatase activity; actin binding. Gene Ontology annotation, biological process: protein dephosphorylation; actin cytoskeleton organization; negative regulation of actin filament polymerization. The coding region runs from base 121 to 3660 and encodes 1179 amino acids. The record is from RefSeq and is a predicted model, not a curated record. NCBI's taxonomy places the organism in Eukaryota, Metazoa, Chordata, Actinopteri, Cypriniformes, Danionidae.